Malurus melanocephalus (red-backed fairy wren) is the source of this 1035-nucleotide messenger RNA. RefSeq names its product TIMP metallopeptidase inhibitor 2 (gene TIMP2). The record is from RefSeq and is a predicted model, not a curated record. Gene Ontology annotation, molecular function: protease binding; metalloendopeptidase inhibitor activity. Gene Ontology annotation, cellular component: extracellular matrix. Gene Ontology annotation, biological process: negative regulation of endopeptidase activity; negative regulation of membrane protein ectodomain proteolysis. The coding region runs from base 177 to 839 and encodes 220 amino acids. NCBI's taxonomy places the organism in Eukaryota, Metazoa, Chordata, Aves, Passeriformes, Maluridae. The transcript has 5 exons.
CGAUAAAGAGCGAGGCCGAGCGCGGCGGGGAGGAAGCGAACGGCUCCGUGGAAGCAGCGGAGCCGCGGCCGCAGAGCGCCCGCCCCGGCCGGACCCGAGUUCCCGGCGGCGGCUCGGCCGGGCCCGGCGGAGGGUGCGGGAUCGGGGCCGGGUGGCCGCGCCCGCAGCCCCGCACCAUGCCCGCCGCACUGCCCAGCCUCCUAGCCUGGCUGGCGGUGUUGCUGCUCGGCAGGGCCCGCCCGGCCGACGCCUGCAGCUGCUCGCCCAUCCACCCGCAGCAGGCCUUCUGCAACGCCGACGUAGUGAUCCGAGCCAAGGCCGUCUCUGCGAAAGAGGUGGAUUCGGGGAAUGAUAUAUACGGGAAUCCAAUCAAACGCAUCCAGUAUGAAAUCAAGCAGAUCAAGAUGUUCAAGGGCCCUGACCAGGACAUAGAGUUCAUCUACACGGCUCCAUCCACUGCCGUGUGYGGCCGGCUGCUGGACACCGGCGGGAAGAAGGAGUAUCUCAUCGCAGGCAAGUCAGAGGGCAAYGGCAAGAUGCACAUCACACUCUGUGACUUGGUGUCCACCUGGGACUCGCUGACCCCAACCCAGAAGAAGAGCCUAAACCAGCGGUACCAGAUGGGCUGCGAGUGCAAGAUCUCGCGCUGCCUCUCCAUCCCCUGCUUCGUCUCCUCCUCGGAUGAGUGUCUCUGGACAGACUGGGCAAUGGAGAAGAACAACGUGGAUGGGCGGCAGGCAAAGCACUACGCCUGCAUCAAGAGGAGCGACGGCUCGUGCGCCUGGUACCGCGGCAUGGCCCCCCCCAAGCAAGAGUUUCUCGACAUUGAGGACCCCUAAGCCAAACGAGCGCAUUCCAGUAGCCAGUAGAAAAAACCYGCAAGAUGUUAGACUGGUCCACACUGAUAUCAAAUCCCGGAGACAGCAUGAAAAUCCACUCGGCUGCAGGGGRUCCCAGUGGCUGCCACAUGCAUGUGAGGGACAGGGACAGCCUGCUCUGUGGCAGGCUCCUGGCAGCCCAUAGCCACACUGGGCA